GAUUAAUCUUGUUUUGGUAAAUGAAGUUUAGGGAAGCUUUGCUGUAAAACAUUGAUUACUUUCACACAUGGAAGAGCAGUACAGUGUGGUUGAAAAAUUGAGAGCAGCAUGUUUUACCCACCAAAACUCAUCCUGGUGCCGGUGUUACUCAGUUACUUCUUGGGCCUGAAUGACUCGAUUGUUUCCUCCGUGGAGCUAACAGUCCACGUGGGUGAUUCAGCCCUGUUUGGAUGUAUUUUCCAGAGCACAGAAGAGAAACUUGUGACCAAGGUAGACUGGAUAUUCUCAUCAGGAGAGCACUUCAAGGAUGAUUACGUGCUCUUCUAUUAUGCCAACAUCAGUGUGCCUGUGGGGCGUUUCCAGAAUCGUGUGAGCUUGGUGGGGGACAUCUUACACCAUGACGGUUCUCUCCUGCUGCAAAAUGUGGAAGAGGCUGACCAGGGAAACUAUACCUGUGAAAUCCGCUUCAAAAUGGAGAGCCUGGUGUUCAAAAAAGCAGUGAUCCUGCAUGUACUACCAGAGGAGCCCAAAGAGCUCAUGGCUCAUGUGGGUGAUUCGACUCAGAUGGGAUGUGUUUUCCACAGCACAGAAGAGAAACACAUGACCAGGGUAGACUGGAUGUUCUCAUCAGGAGGGCACACCAAGGAGGAGAUUGUGUUGCGCUAUUACCCCAAACUCAAGGCAACCAUGGGAUACCCCCAGAACUGGGGCCGGUUCCAGAACCGUGUAAACCUGGUGGGGGACACUUCCCGCAACGAUGGCUCCAUUAUGCUCCACAGAGUGAAGGAGUCUGAUGGAGGAAGCUACACCUGCAGUAUCCACCUGGGGAACCUGACAGUCAGGAAAACCACUGUGCUGCACGUGAUCCUGAAAGAGCCUCGAACAUCGCUGACCUCAGUAACCCUCAGACCUGAGACCCUGGGCGGUAAUCAGCUGGUGAUCAUUGUGGGGAUUAUCUGCACCACUAUCCUGCUGCUUCCUGUUCUGAUAUUGAUUGUGAAGAGGACCUAUGGGAAUAAGAGUUCAGUAACUUCCACGACCUUGGUCAAAAGCCUGGAGAACACAAAGAAGGCAAAUCCAGAGAAACAUAUCUACUCCUCAAUAACCAUGCAAGAGGUGACUGAUGAAGAAUCAAGUGGGAAGUCAGAGGCCACCUACAUGACCAUGCACCCAGUUUGGCCUUCUCUGAGGUCAGCACCAACUAGCCCAUCUGACAAAAAGUCAGAUGGGGGAAUGCCAAGGACAGAGCAAGCCUUUUGAAAAGAAGGGGGAGUUCCCUUUGCCCUUGGCCGUGGCACAGACUCUCUUUCCCUGGCCGUGACACAGACUCUCGUUCCCUUGUGUCCUGAGUCCAUGUCAGACCCCCUGCCCUCCAAGUCCUCCUCCGGCCUCAUUGCUUGGGCAAAGGGCUGAAGAUGGAGGGCUUGAAGCUUGGCAGAGAGACGGGACAGCUCUGGGGGAACAGGCCCUGAUUAGGGGGAGCAUGGACUUGGUCCCUCUGGAGAGGGACACUGGCCCUGGGGACCCUGACUGAGCUGCCCCAGUGGCCGCAAGCAUCCCAUCAGGUCAGACCCUCUGCUUGGACGGUGCUCUUUGUGGAUGGUUACAGGGAAGAAUCACAGAGAUAAAAAGCAACCCAAAUGAUUUCUUUGGCCAAUUAUCCCUAAAUAAAUGCAGUCUGUGGAAAUCA
Molecule: messenger RNA, 1690 nt
Organism: Lipotes vexillifer (Yangtze River dolphin)
Lineage: Eukaryota; Metazoa; Chordata; Mammalia; Artiodactyla; Lipotidae
Gene: JAML
Product: junction adhesion molecule like
Exons: 11
Coding region: 109-1260 (383 amino acids)
Biological process (GO): neutrophil extravasation; neutrophil chemotaxis; monocyte extravasation
Cellular component (GO): plasma membrane
Molecular function (GO): cell adhesion molecule binding
Source: RefSeq, a predicted model, not a curated record